GCGCCGGCCGGUGAACGAGUUCGCGGUAGAAUGGUGGAGGGAAGGUGGUUGUGACGGUGAUGGUGGUACCUGCGUGCGCGAGGAGAGAGAAAGAUUAAAAGGACGCUGAGACGUACAGGGGGGCAGCGGUUGGGGGCUCCGGGGAGAUUAUGCUUGCCAUCGUAAUGCCACGUGGCGCGUUUCACGCUGGCAAACAUGCCAUCAAUCGACGGCUCAGAACUCUUACAAUUGAGAAGCUCGCUCGGCGAGAAGUUGAUGUUGUGACGCUGCACUCCACUUGGCGGCCAAAUAAUCGAGGAUCAGCUAUGGCGUCGGCGGCGUCAGUGCUGGUUGCCGGAAGGCCUCGCUCAAAUCUUACUCCCGUAAUUAAACAGAUAGAAGCCCUGGAAGUGAACAUGAGGCAAAUCCAAGCGUUGUUGGAUGUCCAGACGGAGGGCACUGAGGGCAAUGGCGAUCGACUAUCGAUUGAUCCCUUUGGUGCAGAUGUUGGCCGUGGCAAUCAGGAGUCACUCGCCGGCACCAAUCAUGUCCCGGUGUCAGAGGGGGUCGGAGAGGGUGAGAUGACACCAGCGGGAACAGUUCUACCGUGUAUCGGGGCCGCGGCCUUGGUUUCGCUGACCGUUGCCACUAUGGAGGACCGGCUUGAGAGGCAGUUGACGGAAUCUGUCACAAGAAUAGAAACGCAGUGCAUGUCUCGAGUGAUUGAGGUCGUAGCGGCUGUGAGCGCUGAUCUGACCUCUCGCGUGGAUGAAGCGGUGAGCAGAGCGAGGGAAGAAGGAGAAGCGAGGGCUGCAAAACUCAAAGAGCAGAACGAGGACCUGGCAAGGAAAAUGGAGGUGUUGGAGAUGGAAGUGCAAUCGGAAAAGAGGAGCCGGGUUUUCCUGCAGAGGAUGAUUACUGCUCUCGCGGAAGCUCUGGCGACGUCUGAGCAGAAAGCCAGCCAGUGCAGUAACUACGUUUUGGCGAGAGAGUUUGGAGAUUCGAAUGCAUUUCCGCGCAAUCCUCCUCCCUCUCCUGCUUUGUCCUUCACAUCGAAGCUGAAGACCGCUCGUUCCGCGGGCAUGGUGUCGCCUUUGCCUCCUGCCGCUCCUCUCAUGGAUCAAUACCUUGGCGUCCUGAGGGAGCUUUCGGCGGGUGGCCGUCAUGGAGAAGCGGGAGAUGCGGGGCUGUAUGGCGGAGGAGAGUCCGCUGCGUCGCCCGUCUCCGUGCGCUCCGCGCCGUUGGAGCGCAGCCCACAGAUGGUGGAAUCGUCCGCCAGCCGGCGGGCGCCCUGGUCAUCGAAGCUGAAGAGCCGCUUUGGGAGAGUGGUCGACUUGCAGGCAUUCACCAGAGGCGAUGCUGCCUCCGUCGGGGAAAGAGCACGACCUGGUGGUGGGGAGUCGGAGGCAGAGCUGCCGUGCGUGCCCGACGUGAAGUUGCCUGCGGAUAUGGCGGACGGUGUGUCGUCGAGGCUCUCGGAGAGACUGGGCUUGAGUGAUCUUGCCCAGGGGUCUCCGUACUCGGACGAAAAUGCAUUUGUCCCAGGACGCGGACUCGAUGCAGAAGUGCCGGAGUUGUUUAAGAAGGUGGGGAGAGAGCUGCUAUUGCAGGGGAUCGGGCCAGCAGGUGCGGGAUCCAGCAGGGAGGAGAGGAGGCCUUGCUCCGGUCAUACCCAUCCUGCUGUUGAAGAGAAGAUGUUUGGCGUUGAAUCUGGAGAUUGCAAAGGAGCUGAUGCGGCGGAGAUGACCUCGCUGCUGCCAGAGCAGCCACUAUUUUCCUAUGACGUUCGCCAACCGGGCGGGCCUAUUUCUUCCUAUCACCCCGUGGGUGCGUCAGAGGACGGAGGCUGCAAAGCCGCCGAGCUGCAAGAGGAUGGAGUUUGUGCUGGCUCUCCUUGUCGUCGGGAAGAAGCAAGAGCAGCGGCAGAAGCAGGGGCACCCUUGCCCUUCCUGGCAAUGUCAAUUAAUCUUGACCCUGACAGCCGUAGGCCUAGGAAAUGCGAUUCGCGGAGAGGCUUGUCCUCGUUGAACACCAACAACAACAACAGCAGCAGCAGCAGCAGCAGCUACGGAGACAUCUACGUGCGUCCGGAUGUCAGUUACGGUUCUUCGCCUUCGGGAUCGACAUCAAGUCUCCUUAAGAAGACUGAGUUGUUGCCGACGACUCCCGACGCUUGGGGUGCUCCUCACAGGCCACCUCUCCAGGCCCUUCCUUUUCCACCCUGUGGCGCGGAUGAAUACGUCUUCGUCGAGGGUGGCACACCGCCUCGCUCGCACUCUCGGAGCCGAAUUGCAGCAGCUGACCGGCCAGCACCGAGCUGUCCCGCGGCUGUCUCCGAAUCAGCAACCUACACAGCGCGCUGUCGGGCGCUAGGUGGAGGAUACGAGAGGCGAGCUGAGGUCGAAGGGUGCCUACGCGAUUUCGAUCGAGAGAGGUUGACAAAGGACUUGUCCGCAUCGAUGGAACGAGAGUGUGCAGCCUUGCAGCGAUGCCGGGAGGGUAACGAGGAGGAAUGCACUCCGGAGGCAGCAGGAAUGCUGUCGGCCGAGGGCAUGUCGUUGUCCUUAUCCGAUGUUUCUAAGUUCAAUCACUGCCCCGAUAGUGUCGACGCACGGUCGCCUAUUUCGGUGAUUGGAGAGGAUAUUAGAUCCUAUUUCCAGCAGUCUGCAUCGGCGGAGAAGAAGAGCAGCGGCGGCAUGUUCCCCGCCGACGAGGUCGACCCAGAAGCUUAUCCCGAGGGGUUUUUGGAUGUGGCCGAAGCUCUUAUUCUGAAUGCCCAAGCGGGCCCGACUUCCCAGCACGCCUUGCGGCUCCUGGUCUCACUUCUGAACUCUGAGGAGAAGAAGUCGACAGCACUUUGUGAGACAGAGGGCGUGGGGUGCAAGAGAGGAACGUUGCAAUCGUGGUACCCCAUGCUGAACAUUCCUGUGUCGCCAUGCUUCUCUACAUCUAAACCCCUGGCCGCGAAGAAGUCCGUCUCGCGCGCGCUGGCCUUGGCAAAGAAUGCUUCAGCACCACAGUGGCAGCGCCCCGAGCCCGAGCACAGCCUUGCCUCCUCCUUCUCCAGUGCGAAGGAGAACAGGCCACCAGAGGAGGAGCGCCCGUCCAGUGACAACAAGCCCCCGAUGACCUUGUACGCUGGCGAAAGAACCUGCAGUAGUAAAAUUCGCUGUCGUCUUAAUGUUGAUCAUCAGCCGCAGCACCCUCAGCAGCAGGAGCAGCAGGAGCAAGGUGUAUUGAGAGAGGAGAAGCUUCCGUCGCCUCCUUGCACGCCUUCAAUGUCGUCGGCGAAGGACGAGAACGAUACAUUGUGUAAUUUUGCUGAUGAGAACCUUCCGACUAAUUUUGCCACGGUCGUUCCGCGAGGAGGAGAAGCAGGACGUGCUCGUCUUGCGGCCAACGUCGCCCACUCUGGGAACGGAUAUGAACUGCAGGCACGUGUGCCUGCUAGUGAUUUGAAUGCCCUUUUCGAUUCUCCGGCGCUGUCCACGACGUCCUCUUCUUUCUUGUCUGGCAAGGAGAACAUCGCGCCAGAAGCUGCGGUGGACGUCGAGCACACCUCCUGUUUUCGUGGCCAUGACCAUGUCGCCGUCGCCAAUCAACCUGUUCGUGAUACUGCCUCCUCUCCUCCUCCUCUGUCUUCUUUGCCUAUGGUGCAGCUGAGUGGUGUCCUCCAGCCUAUGGAUAUCCAUUACUCUUGUGCUCUGGUAAGUCGCCAUGCUCCGAGGAGCUCGGCGGCUGGGGCCAACGCUGAAGGGGGUGCAGAGGAGGACACGCCGGUCCCUUCUCCUCCUCCGGUCUCUGCUGAGAACAUGGAAGCUGUCGCUGUUGAUCAGUUGAAGUCCACGAUCGUGCCUUCUUCAGAAGAGCAUGUUCUAGCCGCUGAUCCUUCCUCUGCGUUCUUGUUUCUUCACGAUGCUCAUGAUGUGGCCGCCUUCGACCAACCCACACCGAAGUUGCCCUUUUCCACUGCUUGCAGUCCUCUUCUGUCUUGCCUCGAGGUGGCUACUGCUGGUGCUGGAGCAGCUACUGCACGGGGCGAACGCGCUGUAUUGGCGCUCGACGGUACGCCGAUGUGCGAGCAACAAGAGGGGAUAGUCCUUACCCCCUCUGCGAAGGUUGCAGCUGAUAGCAAAAUAGAAUGUGCUUCUGCUUCUGACGGAGUUGCCCCCGCAGGCAUCGUCGGCAGAACCGCUGAGGCGGUUUUUUCGUCCUGUGGGGAAGCACAAGAGUUUGCAGCGGAAUUAGAAAUCUCUUCUGUUCAUCCGGCUGAGCAUGUGGAGGCGACACAUUCUCGCGAAGGCGAUACGUCGGCGGCACCCUCUCCGGCAGCGGUGGAUUCCGCGGUGGUUUUAUAUACUGCGGAUCAGCAGGGGGGCAGCUCCCAACUGUCGUUUAGGGACUGCAACAUAGCAAAUGAACGAGGGGAUACCGAACUUGCUGGAGGUGUCUCUGCGUCAUCGCCGUCAAAAGCACCGGCUUCGGACGGCGAAUCCUCGUCUGGGCCCACCGUUUGUCGAUGCUCUUCGGGAAGGACACUGAUUCCCACGUCUCAGUCAAAUGGCACUCGAGUGAGCACACACGAUCUGGAAGCUGUCUAUCAGGGGUUCGCGUCCGUUUCGUCGACCGUUUUGGUGAAUGCAGCCCCCCGUCGAGAGAACGGUGCUGCGCGAAAGAAUGCGGCUGGGGUACUUUCCCCGUCGUCGGAAACGCCUCAAUCGACGCUGCGGAAGCUGCAUCAUCAUGUUGGGAACGGCGGCAGCGAUUCUGAAGGUGGUGGCACUCGUAGUGUCGCGUCUGCGGCUAUGGAGGCGUCGGCGGAGGCGUCAGAGUCACUGAAGCAGCAGCAGCAGCAGCAGCAGCAUACAGCGACGGUUCCUCCUCAGGCGACCGAGGCUGCUGUCGUCGAAGUCAACGAAGGUGGUCAUGCCGAUGUUUGCCUUCCACCUGUUACGACUUCUUCCCGUGCAAUGCCUUCAACAGAGUUCGUCGUGUCAGUAGAACGGCCGUGUCCCGACUCGUACUGUAUGGGGGAGACCGGAGAGGUGGAAAUCUCAUCGUCCUUAGGAUCUCCACGUGCCUCUCUUUCACUGUCGGCGGCUCUUCGACUUGGACGUCUACUGACUCCUAGUACGGAAGAUAGCAUGUCGGAGAAAUCAAGGUCGGUGACAGUUGACAAUGCUGCUCUCGGCGGCUCUGCGGGGCAUGAUGAUUUCGUCGAUGAUGCCAUCACCAGUGGGUGGACGAUGCAUGUCGACGAGUAUCUUCGCGAGGCCAGAAUCGAGUCUGAUGACGACACUGUGGUUAUCAUGGGAAAGGAUCAUGGGAUUGCACACCGUGAUGCUGACAACAGCGAGGAUGACCACGACGGCGGGCAAGCCGACGAAGACGAGGAAAAUGAACAAGCGAAUCUGGUUUUGACAAGCACGAAGAAGAGAAACAACGGCUUGCAAGACAGGGAAGAGGGCUGGGCGGACGGUGGGGAGUCUGACGAGUAUCGUCGUCUUGCGUACCCCUGGGGGCAGCAGCAGCAGCAGAAGCAGUCUCGUCCGUCGUCUCCCCUCAAGGACAGCGUUGUUGAUCGGAAAGGUGGUUGGUCUGAAUGUGGCACUGAUGUCAUUGCAGAGCGAAGUCUGGAUCAGGUGGAAUCUGUGAAACGUGCCGUUAAGGAACACCCUGGGACCACCAUCGUGGGGAGCUGCAACCGGUCUGGCCAUGCUCACGACCUAGAUGGGCAUGAUAGCGUCGGCGAGACCGAAGAGCAAGGUUACGCACCGCCUGGUCAAAGCGUCACGCCAAUCUUGGACAGAGACUGUAUGGGCGUCGAUGGACACUUCUGGACAGGUUUGUCUCCGGUGGUGGACUUGUCUGAUCUUUCCCGGGAAGAGGAUAGACAAUCUGGCUUCAACAGCUCCAACAAAUUUGCGACGUUGGCUCUGAAGGGGAGCGUUGGGAAACUGGACGAGAAUGAACCGAGCAGGCGGCUUAAAGAUAUUGCUGUUACCAGCUUGGAGGAUGAUAUUCGGAGCAGGCUUGGUGACGAUGACAUCAAAGGCUCCUGGACUCUGGAAAGAGGACGAGCGGUUGCUGCGGAACUGGCGACAAGCUGCCCAGAAAGCCCGAGAGGAGAGCAAGGACUCAGUCACAAGGCGCUGCUCAAGGGGACGCCGAAGAGGAAGGAGGAACCACUCGGUCCUGUGGGCAUAUGGCUUAAGGAUAAGCUGAAGCUUACUGUCAAGCGACUUGAGGCACUGGAAUCUGCAAUCAGGAGGGAUGACGCGGAAGCCGUGGCAGAACUGCAACGGGUGAUAAUUGCUCGUGGAGGUUCUACGGAGGUUAGUCUGCUUUGGCAGGCCGACAAGAGCGAGAGAAUCAGUCAGUUAAUGUCUCACUGUAUACGGUAUUGUCUGGCAGUCCUUUGCGAGCAGGGAAAGGAUCCGAACGGGGAAAACCGGUCGUUGGACUUGUGCUCAGAUGAUCAGGUGGUGCUGGUAGACAGAGCCCUGCGUUUCCGGGAAAUUAUUCACUGCCAAGCAAUCGGUAAAGCGGCAAAGUUAGCCCAGGAGGGACUUCAGAGGGAGGGUUUGUUGAAGGUAGGGAAUGUCAAAUCGAAGACUUCAGUAAGUUCUGACGGAAGUUUGGGAGGUAGAUCUGCCAGUUCCUUUGCCCGACCACUUGCAAGGAAAGGACACCCAUCAGUGAGCAUGGCUGGCGGAUCUGCCGGGUCUCGUAAUCCCACGAGGAGAACUGGGAAGGACUCCAGCAGCUUUGAGCGCGCUAACGGUGUGGGUAAAAGUGCAUGGGGAGGUCCAGGAGUUGGCGUUCGCAAAAUGCCGGCACACAAGACGAGCACGAAGGCGACCGAGUUAUCGGACGCAAUCCUUGCGGGAAAUCGACCGGUGACAACUGCUGCACGCAAGAUUAGUGACAAAGAGAAUCAAGGCCCAAGGUCUGCAGCAGUGGCCACAUCUCGACGGAUACAUAAGAGCGACGGACCCGUUACAGCACCACUGAGCCCGCUCGAGCUGGCGAGGACGCGAUCAGGAGUGUAAAAUUUUCAGAGUAUCGAAUGGUCACAAUGCAUUCAUCAAUUGCCAAGUAGCGUCGGAGCUACAGGAGUCUCACUAGGCCGAAGUGGUCUUUCUGGGGCCAGAGGGAUCGUCGUGGAACCAGAGGGGUCGUAGUGGGGCGACAGGGGUGGUACUGCGGCCCCACGCACAGAGAACGUAGUACUGGGGCUACAUCAGCUGGAUCAGGAUGCGCUGCAGCUGCAACCGGGAAAAGUAUGCAACAAAAGAGUCCCAAACGC
Chara braunii is the source of this 7288-nucleotide messenger RNA. Lineage: Eukaryota; Viridiplantae; Streptophyta; Charophyceae; Charales; Characeae. The record is from the annotation of a GenBank genome assembly.